UCGUUUUUGGAGUGAAGGAGCAGGGGGAGGUUACUGUCACAUUGGAAAAUGAGGAGGGAAAAACUGGAGAUCUGAUGAACACCGGAGAGAGGCCAGACUUUCCCUCUGACAGCGGGAAGAGUCCCUCAGGGGAACCAGACCCAGAGACACCCAAACCAGUGAGACCACACCACUGCUCCCACUGUGGAAAGACUUUUACCUGGUUAUCAAAGCUGAAAGAGCACGAGAGAACACACACUGGAGAAAAGCCUUACCAAUGUGCCAUUUGUGGCAAGACUUUUACCCAGUUAGGGGGCUUUCAAUAUCAUGAGCGGACACACAGAGAAAAAAAUACCUACCACUGCUCUCAGAAUGGAACGACAUUUACCCAGUUAGGGAACCUGAAAAAGAACGACAGAAUUCUCACACAGGGAGAGAAGACAAACCACUGCUCCCAGUGCGGAAAGAGUUUUAAAUGGUUAUCCAAGCUGAAAGAGCACGAGAGGACCCACACAGGAGAAAAGCCUUUCCAAUGCUCCCAUUGCGAAAAGAAAUUUAACCAGUCAUCGCAUCUGAAGGAGCAUGAGAGAAUACACACUGGAGAGAGGUCUUUCCAAUGCUCCCAGUGUGGAAAGGGUUUUACCUGGUUAUGGAACCUGAAAACACACGAGAGGACCCACACGGGAGAAAAGCCGUACCAAUGCUCCCUGUGUGGAAAGACGUUUACCCAGUUAGGGGGCUUUAAAUAUCACGAGAGAACACACGCAGAAAAAAAGACCUACCACUGCUCUCAGUGUGAAAAGACAUUUACCCGGUUAGGGAACCUAAAAAAGCAUGAGACAAUACACACACAGGAGGAGACAAUACACACACAGGAGGAGACAAUACACACACAGGAGGAGACAAUACACACACAGGAGGAGACAAUACACACACAGGAGGAGACAAUACACACACAGGAGGAGACAAUACACACACAGGAGGAGACAAUACACACACAGGAGGAGACAAUACACACACAGGAGGAGAAGGCUCCCAGUGCGGAGAGACUUUUAGUCAGUUAGGGAACCUGAAAGAGCAUGAAAUAACACACAAAGGAUAGAAACCAGGGGCGAAUUGGCCACCUGGUAAUUCUGGCAGAUGCCAGAUGGGCUGGACCAUUCUUUAGUUGGGGGCGAAUUGGCCACCUGGUAAUUCUGGCAGAUGCCAGAUGGGCUGGACCAUUCUUUAGUUGGGGGCGAAUUGGCCACCUGGUAAUUCUGGCAGAUGCCAGAUGGGCUGGACCAUUCUUUAGUUGGGGGCGAAUUGGCCACCUGGUAAUUCUGGCAGAUGCCAGAUGGGCUGGACCAUUCUUUAGUUGGGGGCGAAUUGGCCACCUGGUAAUUCUGGCAGAUGCCAGAUGGGCUGGACCAUUCUUUAGUUGGGGGCGAAUUGGCCACCUGGUAAUUCUGGCAGAUGCCAGAUGGGCUGGACCAUUCUUUA
Molecule: messenger RNA, 1461 nt
Organism: Oncorhynchus nerka (sockeye salmon)
Lineage: Eukaryota; Metazoa; Chordata; Actinopteri; Salmoniformes; Salmonidae
Product: zinc finger protein 239-like
Exons: 2
Coding region: 75-1043 (322 amino acids)
Biological process (GO): regulation of transcription by RNA polymerase II
Molecular function (GO): DNA-binding transcription factor activity; RNA polymerase II cis-regulatory region sequence-specific DNA binding
Source: RefSeq, a predicted model, not a curated record